Molecule: messenger RNA, 1154 nt
Organism: Neocloeon triangulifer
Lineage: Eukaryota; Metazoa; Arthropoda; Insecta; Ephemeroptera; Baetidae
Product: fibroblast growth factor receptor 1
Exons: 7
Coding region: 156-1046 (296 amino acids)
Source: RefSeq, a predicted model, not a curated record
CGUUUGCUUGCUUUUUGGAUCAUCGGCUCAGUUGCCUGAUAGACUUCGUUCAGCGAGCAACACGCUUUGUGAACCCACCACUCGUAAUUCGCGCGUUUCAUUUUUAUUAGUAAAUUUUAUCAAGUUGAAUUUCAGAUGAAGAAGCUGGCAUUCCAAUGGUUGCAAUUUUCUAUUUGCUAGUUAUUAUAAUUGCAAAUUUAUCAAAUGUUUCGCCGCAUGUGCUUUUGGAGAAGUCGUCAACCAGCGACUUAGAGGAUGACUUGGUGGCGGUGGAGAAACACGCUGGCUUGACAGCCAAACUCAGAUGCAAUUCUGCUACCGUCCACCGGGUUCAUUGGACCAAGAAUGGAAAAAGACUGUCCUGCAGCAAAGGAGGUUGUCGACCUACCCUGAAAAUAACUAACCUCAGCUUGGAUGAUGACGGGCUUUACCAAUGCUGGCUCCCCCCUGGUUUGCCGGCAAAUCCCGCUUACGACCUCAAAGUCAUAGUUCCCCGCAAGGAGACAGAGGUGCCCAGCGUGUAUGCAGGGGUGGCCGGACCCCCGGAAAUUGAGGGUCCUGGAAACUUGAGCGUCCCUCUCGGAGCGGCGGUCGCUCUACGCUGCAGCAUCGUGAGCUCUUUGCCGCCAAAUAUCCAGUGGCUGCGACUGCUUCCUGAUUAUCCCCUGGAACAGGGCCACAAACAUCGAAAGGUGCUAGAGUACGAGGGGGCAAUGUACGAGGUGCUCACGCCCAGUGGGGUUGCUGCCCUUUCUAAUAAUACGUGGCUCACUAAACUAGUUCUUGCCAAACUCAACAAAAAAGACUCGGGGUAUUACGUUUGUGUAGCAACAAAUAAUCAUGGAUUUCAAUUUCGAGGAGGCUUUGUCACCGUAAUGGAAAAAUCUCCAUCAAUAAGCGUUGAUGGAGGUGGCCAGUCGGAAGUUUUGUACAUUGAGGUGGUGUUGAUAGCAACAGUUUUUAUGCUCUUUGCCACAAUAGCUCUGGCUCUCAUUUACUUGGCCCAUUGGAAUAGACGACACCGACAUGUGGCCAACAAUCUGUGAUAAUACAUAAUACGCUCGCGAAUCUCUUAUUUAAUUUAUAAGAUUUCAACUGGUUUAAAGUCCUCUCCAAUAAAAAUGCAUUUCUGAUGCCAAUCAUCAUUAUUUGAU